UGGCGUUUACUUUCUGUCACGUCGCUCAAGAGGCACCUAGCCUACGGGAACAAGCAUAUCAUGUUGGCGGCUGAUGGAAGCAAAUCAAAUUUGCAUAUUGAGCUGCAUUUAAUCAUUCGGCAUCAGCAUCAUAUGAUACGCGGCAUUGCUUUUUUUCUUCAACGACCUCCUUGUCGCCUGGAGGAGAUGUUUUGUUCCGAGACACCAGUAGUAAUGGUGGAUAUGUGAACAUAGAGAGUACAUUGAAAAUCAAGCUUGUCUCCACCCCGAAGAAUUCGUAAUAUCCGGUAUGGACAUUUCCCAAGGUUAUCCAAUACUAGGUUAGGGGUGUUCGCAAGGCUUUCAUCAACUACGCAUUUAUAACGGAAUCUGCCAUGGCGACCAUCGACUCCCUGAGGCAGAGUCUUCAGCAGAAAGCCACCGAAGCAGCAUCGUCGUCGAAACAGCCGUUGCCCGACGCACUGAGAAGCGCUGGCGCCGACAUCCUGCGGCAUGGUUCAGCAUGGACGACAAUUCAAGAAUUUAUCGUCCCACAACUGCUUAAGCUCUCAUCGCCUAUCCUGAGACAUAGGCGUGAUGUAAGGGUGCUCGAAAUUAAUCCUGGCCCGAAGAGUGUACUGGGAUUCUUGCCCCGCCAUUGGAGGCGCGGCAUUGCUGCAUACUCUGCAUAUGAGCCGAAUGCUUUGUUUGCCACGCAGCUUGAAGAAUGGCUUCGCCCUGCUUCCGAGAUGGAAUCCCCAAUGCCCGGCUUGAUGUUCCCGCCGAGAGUCUUUCGAGUGCCGUUCGAUAUGGACUGUAUCAAGCAGUACGGGGAGGACCUUAUGGGUCACUUUGACAUCAUCUUAUUCGGCCACGGAAUAUAUAAUAUGAACCCUAGGAGAGAGUACAUCGAGGGAGCACUUAGAAUGCUUAAGUGCGAUUCGGGACCAACAUUACUAGUGGUUAUCCAUCAUGACGAAAUCCUACAUUUUGAUGGAUUGGUAUGUCAUCGAACCGACUUUUUCCCUAACGGGUCCAUUGGCGUAGAAAACAACGACGAGGUACUAGACUCCUUUUCCGCUUUCGUCGCAGGAUUUACCAUGCUGGAAGCGGAUGUGGACGUGCCUAUCCGAGCCGGGUGGCGCGAACUGUGUCGCACGUUGGGCCGACGUGAGGACGCCUACCCAAAUCGACUCUGUUUCAGCUCGCCUUACAUGAUGGUGACAUUUACCCGGCAUGCAACCGGAUUGUGUGACUUAAUAAAGCAUGUACCGUUGCUGAGUGAGGACUCGAUGGUUCGAAGCCGGGAGGGCCGCACCCACCGCCCCGCCGGGAUCGUUAGGCCGGAGGAUAAUGAACAGGUUGGGCACUGCAUUAGAUGGGCUCUGAAACAUGAGACCGGCCUUACCAUCAUCGGCGGGGGCCAUAGCGGACAUUCCAUCUGGCCUAAUGUUGUUGCGGUCGACAUGAGUCAUUGUGGAGUAGAAAUUUAUAAAGACUCGGAUAGAAAAGAAGUCUUUGCCGGCACAGGCUGUACGACCGGAGACAUUAUAGGCAAAGCCAUGGCGGCGGGCUUGACGGUACCCUUAGGGACUCGCCCAGGCGUGGGAGCGGGGUCGUGGCUACAAGGCGGAAUUGGAUAUAUGGCUAGGACACACGGGCUUGCGUGUGAUGCCAUCGUCGGCGCAACAAUAGUCAGCCUCGAUUCUGGCCAGGUUCUCCACGUAGGCAAAAUGCCAAAUCAAGAAAAGAUAUUAGACGCAAAACACACCAAAAUUGAUGCUGAUCUAUUAUGGGCGUUAAAAGGGGGCGGGACUAACUUUGGUAUCGUAAGCGACGUUGUUUUCGAGGCUUACACAGCCCCGACCUAUGAGGUUCGCAACUGGGCCGUCCCCAUGGGCGAUCGUAGCGAGGUACGGCUCAAGCUCGCUGAUUUCGAUGAUAUUGCGAAGAAGCUCCCACGUAACUCCUCUAUAAGCGGAUAUCUAUACUGGGAGGCCGACGAGAUGCAUCUAGGCGUAGCCAUGUUCAGAUCCCGUGAGGGUAAAUCUGCCCUUGAGACAACUAUUUCUAUAGAUGCCGCUUUGGGGAUGGCGCAAGAUAUCAAGACUGUGGAUGGCGGCGAGUUGUUCAAGACUGAGAUGUAUAUGUCUGGGAAAUAUGGAGGGCAAGGGGAAGGCCGCACUUCAUCGUUCAAGAGAUGUGUAUUCUUAAAGCAUAUUGGCGACGCGGAAAUCACCGACGUACUAGUAGCAGCCGUCAAAACUCGUCCGUCGCCAUUAUGCUACAUCCAUCUGAUUCAAGGUGGAGGGGCGGUCAGCGACGUGGCAGCUGAUGCCACUGCUUUCGGCUGUCGGGACUGGGAUUUCGCAUGUGUGAUUACAGGUGUCUGGCCUUGUAAUGAAGGGAGAACCCAGAUGGCUAGUCAAGCGGCCACGCAAUGGGUCUAUGAUGUCGCCAGGGACUUGUUGCCGUUAAGUCGCGGGGCAUACGGCGCCGAUCUUGGACCGGACCCUCGAGACGCUGCGCUAGCAGCCAGAGCUUUUGGACCAAACCUCCGUCGUCUAACUCGCCUCAAACGUAGAUUUGACCCCGGAAAUGUGCUAGCAUACGCCUGCCCACUGAAAGAACCUGUUACACACAAGCUCAUUAUUCUUGUUACAGGCGAGAGCUGCACCGGUAAAGAUUAUUGCGCCCAAUUCUGGGCCUCAUUUUUCAUCGCAUGCACCAAAGAAAACCUCACAGCUCAUGUAGUCAGCAUAAGCGAUGAUACUAAGCGAGAAUAUGCGUCAGCUACCGGAGCCGACCUAGAUCGCUUACUUAGGGACCGCGCCUACAAGGAGCAACACCGGCCAGCUUUGACAGCCUUUUUCCAGGAUCAGGUACGACGAAGACCUCGGCUGCCGGAAGAACAUUUUCUGAAUGCGGUGGGUAGAGCCGGGGAUGCGGAUGUGUUACUAAUUACCGGAAUGAGAGACGAAGCGCCGGUACCGAGUUUCUGGCCUUUAGUUCCAGAUCGGAAACUACUCGAGGUUCGCGUGAUUGCUGAACCGAACCCAUGGCAGGGCAGCCGAAGAUUCCACGACAAGGAUGACGAUAGUGAAAACAGAAGCAAUGGUGGGUCAAAUUUGACGGCCUUAGACUACCGACCCAGUUUUGUCUUCAAUAACAAUAUUACCGGACCUGAUGGGGAGGAUCGAAUGGAAAUGUUUGCCCAAAAUCAUCUACUUCCAUUCUUCCACGACGACUUGCAGCAACUAGCUGAUAUGGUACCCUUCGUGCCUGACUUUCCACGUCCCGGCAUCAAUUUCCGCCACGUACUCAACAUCGCUCAGCAUCCGGGUGGACUGGCGCUGUGUACAUCUUUGCUGAGAGGCGGCUUCUUUUAUCAAUGGACUAUAUCCAUUGACUGGACCAAAGUCGGUGACUGGACCAGAGUCGGUGCGCUGGUGAGUUGCGAGACCGGGGGUUUCGUCUUUGCAUCGGCGUUGGCCGCACGGCUCAAAUUACCCCUAGUGCUGGUUCGCAAAGCUGGUAAGCUUCCCUCACCUACUGUUUCCGUAACGAAGUCUUCCUCGCAUAUUUCAUCUCCGGGAUCCAACGAAUCAAAGGAGGAGCAGAUUGAGAUAGACCGGGAUGCGAUUCCCCGAGACACAACAGUGGUGGUAGUAGACGAUGUGCUUGCCACGGGGAAGACGCUCUGUGCGGUUUUUCAGCUAUUAAUUGAAGCUGGAGUUGGCGCUAAAAAUAUCGGUGCCAUGGCCGUAGCCGAGUUCCCUGUUCACCGAGGAAGAGAGAUGUUAUACCGGCGUGGUUUUGGCGGAAUCAGCAUCCAAAGCCUCUUGAUCUAUGGGGGUGCUUAGGAG
Molecule: messenger RNA, 3845 nt
Organism: Annulohypoxylon maeteangense
Lineage: Eukaryota; Fungi; Ascomycota; Sordariomycetes; Xylariales; Hypoxylaceae
Product: phosphoribosyl transferase domain protein
Exons: 1
Coding region: 375-3842 (1155 amino acids)
Biological process (GO): cholesterol biosynthetic process
Cellular component (GO): cytoplasm
Molecular function (GO): phosphomevalonate kinase activity; FAD binding
Source: RefSeq, a predicted model, not a curated record